Messenger RNA from Zalophus californianus (California sea lion), 1277 nucleotides. RefSeq names its product abhydrolase domain containing 1 (gene ABHD1). Lineage: Eukaryota; Metazoa; Chordata; Mammalia; Carnivora; Otariidae. The record is from RefSeq and is a predicted model, not a curated record. Gene Ontology annotation, molecular function: acetylesterase activity; monoacylglycerol lipase activity. Gene Ontology annotation, biological process: medium-chain fatty acid biosynthetic process; medium-chain fatty acid catabolic process.
AUGCCGAGCUCCUCCCAGAGCCCUCAGAAUGGCACCUGGACAGAGCCCAUCUCCCUGCUUUUAGGUCUUGGCGUCACCCCCUACUUGGGCUACUACUGGAGAUAUGUGCCCCUGUUGCAGAGGCCUCAACUGGUGACUGGGUCCUGGUUUCUGGCCUUCCUGGAGCAACACUGUCCAGUCACUCUGGAGACUUUCUACCCUACGCUACGGUGUUUUGAGGGACGGCUACAAACCGUCUUCCGAGUGUUACUGCAGUCUCAGCCUCCAGUCCCUUACUGGAGUGAAGUCCUCCACACCCCAGAUGGAAGGUUUCUGCUAGACUGGGCCGGCCGGCACGGCAGCAGUCAGUACCCUGACCCUACUACCCAGCCCAUUGUAUUACUGCUUCCUGGUAUCACAGGCAGUAGCCAGGACUCCUAUAUCUUCCAACUGGCCAACUAAGCUCUGAGGGAUGGUUAUAGAGCUGUUGUAUUUAAUAACCGGGGCUGCCGUGGGGAAGAACUGCUCACCCACAGGGCCUUUUCUGCCAACAAUACUGAAGAUCUGGAGACAGUCGUGAACCACACAAAGCACCGCUACUCCCAAGCUCCACUGCUGGCCGUGGGCAUCUCUCUUGGAGGGGUACUAGUGCUGAACCACCCAGCACGAACAGGGCAGGCUUCGAGGCUGGUGGCGGCACUGACUCUAUCUGCGUGCGGGGAUUCCUCUGAGACCACCCGCUUCCUGGGGACCCCACUCCACUCACUGCUCUUCAAUCAGCGCCUCACUGCUGAGCUCUGCCACAUUGUGAACCGACAGGGUCUUGGCAAAAACAGAAAGGUGAUGGAAAAGGUUGGGAACGUAGACUUCGUGCUACAGGCCCGCACAAUCCACCAGUUUGAUGAGUGCUAUGCAACUGUGGCCUUUGGAUAUCAAGACUGUGUUACCUACUAUCAAACAGCAAGCCCAAGAACCACGGUAGAUGCCAUCCAGACCCCUGUGCUCUGCCUCAAUGCAGCUGACGACCCCUUUUCCCCAAUCCAAGCCCUUCCCCUACAGGCUGCCCAAUGCUCUGCCCACGUGGCACUGCUCAUCACAGCCCGGGGUGGCCACAUUGGCUUCCUGGAAGGGCUGUUCCCCUGGCAGCACUGCUACAUGACCCGCCCCUUACAUCAGUACACCAAAGCCGUCUUCCAGCCCUCGGCGGAGCUGCUCAACCUCAGCGGUCUCUUCCCCUUCCAAGAGAGGCAAGAGCUGACAGGAGUACCACCAGGGUCUUAAUUCAGUCUUCGCUUAUU